AUAUCAGAGGCUCAAGUGGAGGAGAUUGGAACUUCUGAGUUUCUUCCAGGCAGUGAUGCAAAGAGUCUGAAGAAAGAAGUAGCAACCACUGGUGUUACCACAGGUGAAAGAAGAGGGGGAGGAGGAGAGAAUGGAGGCGUUACCGGCCACACCGGUUCAGCAGGUGAACACGCUGAUGGAAUGCGACUUUGCUCCACCCUCCAGUGAGCUGCAUGGGAAGGGGGAGGGCUCAGAGGGAAACUGGACCGAGGAAUUGGAAACAGAAGACCACCCUAAUGGGGACAAGCAACUCCAGAGCCAGGAGAUACCAUAUCUGGCUCAAAAACACAUAAAGAGUUCUGAAUAUGAACGUUCUGCUUCCAGUAUCACAAGAGAGGAAAAUAUGAUCUCACCCAGAUUAAGAGAGGGAGAAGAGCAAGUUUCAUUGACUGUAGGUGCAGACAAAAUAGGUAAGGUGAGCAAAGAAAGCUCAGAAAGCAGCAGUUGCACUACAGAAAGUGCAGUCACAGAUACGCCUGCUGGGGUAGAGGUUGCCACGGGCACUUUGACUCACAGCGCUGAGCUGCAAUCAGAUGCCACAGAGAUUGAACACAAUAGUUGUGAGUGGGUGGAUACUAUUACUGAGAGCACAGACAGAACCAGGACGGUGCAAGAACAGGUGGCAGUUGAGCUGUCAACCCCAGACGAAGACACACACCAUCCUGAACCUGAGCAUCCGGCAGAAGCGCAACCCGAUCUGAAUGAGGGAUCCCUGACAGCGUCAGCUACGCCCACAGCAGCUUCAGAAGUCGACAAGGAAUCGGUUGACAAAAUGAAUUCAUGCUACAGCAGCCUGAGCACCAAACUGUCCAUAAAGAAUUCAUCUCCCCCUGAAGAGGAUGAAUACCAAUAUAGUUACCGUAAAGUAUCUCGGAUCACUGAGAAUGAUACCCCUGAGGUCAGCCAGGAUACAGUGGACUUCAGUAAGACAAGCACAACUGUCACUGAAUCAAAUUGGAAUGAUAUCGGCUCAGAUUACAAAUGGAGAAAUACAUUUGAGGGGGUGUCUCAGUAUGAACCACACAAAAUAAAGGAUUCCUCCUUUUCUGAUUCCCUGAGUUACAGAAUGUCUGACUCUCACUCCAGUACCUACUCCUCCUCUGCUCUCCCCGAGGCUGAAGCGUACAAACACCUCAGCAACGCCUCUCCCUCUCCAGAGAAACACAUUACCUAUGGAAGCACGCUGAGUGACAGGACCAGAGUUUCUCUGAGCUAUGAGAGCGAGCCAGCAAGAGCCCCACUGGAGGAAUGGAGGAGGAGUUUAGUGGAGCAGGAGGGGCCUGCUGCACCUGCCGUUGAAGGAGUGGGAGAGGCAGAGUCGGAGAGGAUAAAGUCACACUGGGACUCACAACAGUUCCCUGUGUCUGGCUUCUCCUCUGCACAACAACACAGCCGCGACACCUUCGACAGUUUCCAAAAAGACGACGGCGCCUCAUCCCGUUUUACUGGAGUGUUCAAAGCCACACUGGUGGAGCUGGUCACCGAACCUGCAGCUCUCCCAUCCUCUCCCCCUGCAUCCCCCGACGCAGACUCUCCUUACCAGUUUGACAUGGAUAUCCUAGUGGAUACCCUGAAGAGCAUGGGACCUGCCCUAAGGCCCAGAAACACAAGCGUUCGUGGGCCUCCACAGGUCCUCGUCUCCUCCCUGCCACCAAUCGUCGAGGAUGCUCCCAGCCCCAUCACCCCUGACAUUCCUGCCUCCCUCACCAGUCCCACAAAAAAGAUGGAAGAAAUAGGCAACCCUGCCGACUCCCUCAAAGGACUUUACACUCUGCCUGCUGACCUGGGCCUGAAGAAGACUUCCCUCAGAGACAAUCGGUCACCACUGGAACGGUUGAAGCAGAGCCAGCAGGAGCAGCAGCAGCAUGAAUCAAGAGGCCUGACAUUGCCCCUGAGAACAUCUGCUACCAACAGUUUAGUGAUGAGAAAAUCCUCUGACUCUUCUCCUGAGGAAUUAAAAUCACCAGUGCUGAAUGGAAACGGAUUUCAUCCGUCUCCCAACCCUGGCUCUCGCCUCGACAACAGUGUCAUCUUUGGAAGCUACAGGUCAUCAUCCAUAGAACAGACUUUGGAAAACGGAAAGGCCCAUCAUCUGCUCUUCCGCACCAGCUCGUUACCUGACACGGGGCAUUCAAACGAUCGCAUGAUUGUGGGACAGAAUGACCUUGGUAAACUGGGAACAGAACAAGCGGGGUCCCGCUUUGAGCGCUUCUCCUUCCUUGGGAGCUCCUCGUCAGGCUCCUUGACCGGGGCUAAUGACUCCAACGCUCGUAUUAGUAUGCCUCCACGGAUGGGCAUUGGAUCGCCGCCUACAAACAACAGUCCCACCCGCCUCCUCAGCCCCACUGGAUCCAUAGACCUCCAGAGGCCGUUCACCACCACAGACUCCCCCUUAUCCGUGUUUGGCCAGACACAUGUGAUGGGGAUGGGUGUAGGUACUAGGGGCCUGGGCUCUCCCAUCCUGCAGAGGAGCUUCAGUAAUGAGGGCACCGUGGGAGUCCAGCAGACUCCAUUGUUCAACAGUAUGCAUGGAGGGUCUCAGUUCCAGAGCCAAAGUUUCGAGCCUGACAAGAAUUUAGCGUCGAAAUACAGAGCCUUCCCUGACGCUUAUCUCACUAAAGAGAAGGAGCAUGGGAAGAUCAAUCCUCGUCCUGGAAAGCUGUAUAUCUUCGACCAGCCUGGGAUGUGCGGCCAGAGGAUCGAGGUGCGCAGUGAUGUCAUCGAUGCUACGUCCUGGGAGCUGCAGGAGAUCAUCUCCAUCAGAGUCAUCAGAGGAGGAUGGGUUCUGUAUGAGAAGCCUAACUUCAAAGGGGAAAAGGUCGCUCUCGACGAGGGCGACUUAGAGCUCACCUACCCCUUCAACACAGAGGAGCAGCUGCAGAACGGACAGAAAGAGGGCGAAGAGCAGAACGGAGAAACAAGUAAUGAGCAGACAGAGACCAAGCCAGCCAGGAGGUUCAUCAUCGGGUCUGUACGAAGAGCUGUCAGGGACUACAGCGUUCCAGAAAUCAGUCUUUUCCCAGAGGAGAACGCAGAAGGGAAGAAGGUCAUCUUCAGAGAUACGUCUGAAGACGCCAGGAUCUUUGGCUUCCCCAUCAAGGCUACCUCUAUUAUCAUUAAUGCUGGCCUCUGGCUCGUGUAUGCACAUCCCUUCUUCGAGGGCGUACCACGUGUCCUGGAGGUGGGGGGGUUUUCCAACCCUGCAGCCUGGGGAGUGGAACAGCCCUAUGUGGGAUCUCUACAUCCACUCAAAGUAGGUGAACCAAAAGUGGAAAAUGUCAGUGAACCAAAGAUGGUGAUCUACGACAAGCCGUACUUCACUGGGAAAUCGAGGACCAUAACCACAAGCAUGAGAGACUUCAUUACCAGAGCAGACCAGCAGCAGACGGCCUUUAUGUACAAAGUCGGCUCGCUUAAAGUAAUGGGAGGAAUCUGGGUGGGCUACGAGAAGGAGGGCUUCCGAGGCAAGCAGUACCUGCUGGAGGAGGGAGAGUACCAUGACUGGAGGGUGUGGGGAGGCUGUGAUGCUGAGCUGUGCUCCACCAGGGUGAUACGAGCUGACCUGACAGACCCCAUGAUGGUAAUGUUUGAACAGCCAGAAGAAGACCAGGACGGCAUGGAGGAGGACAACACCUUCGAGGUGAAGGAGGCCAUUCCUGACGUUGAGCUGUUUGAGUACAAAACCUCCACGCGCUCAAUCCAAGUACUCAGUGGGGCAUGGAUAGCCUACUCCCAUGUGGACUUCUCUGGUAACCAGUACAUCUUAGAGAAAGGUUUCUAUAAUAACUGUGCUGACUGGGGCUCUCAGGACACUCGCAUCUGCUCAGUGCAGCCCAUCCUCCUGGCUCCAAAUGACAGCUCAAGGAGCAGGAAUGAGCUGAUGCUGUACUCUCAGCCAGACUUCCAGGGCGAGUGUCAAGUCCUCGACCGGAACCAGGAAGCCAUGUCAGAAAAACUACUGCCCAAGUCCUGCAGAGUGUCAGGGGGAAGCUGGGUGUUGUACGAGGAUAAACAGUACUCUGGCAACAUGUACGUGUUAUCUGAAGGAGACUACCCCAAUUUAACCAGCAUGGGAUGUCAGCCUGGCUGCACCUUCCGUUCUGCCAAGGUCGUCCCAAUGACAUUCUCAGUUCCCUCCAUCUCUCUGUUUGGCCUUGAGUGUCUGGAGGGCAGAGAGAUCACCAUGGACACAGAGAUCUCCAACAUGAUCGAAGAGGGCUUCAACAACCACAUUCUGUCUGUCAGAGUCAACAGCAGCUGUUGGGUGAUAUGUGAACACAGUAACUACAGGGGACGCCAAAUCCUACUGGAACCAAUUGAAAUCACCAACUGGCCGAAGUUUAGCUUGCUACACACUAUUGGCUCAAUGUUCCCAGUCAGACAGAAGCGCUGCUUUUUACGCAUCAAGAACAAAGAGAGGGGCCACUUCUUGUCCGUCCAGGGCGGCGUAGAGGAGAUGAAAUCAGGACGAGUGGUGGUGACACCAGAAUUUGAGCCCGAGAGCGACAUCUGGUACUACCAGGACGGCUUCAUCAAGAGCAAGUUGUCCCCAACCAUGAGCCUUCAGGUGAUGGGCAACAUAGAGCCAGCAGCCAAGGUGGUUUUGUGGGUAGAGACCCGGCAGCCUGUCCAGAACUGGACAGCACAGAUGAGAGGCCUCAUCACCAGCCUUACUUUCCCUGGAUUUGUCCUGGAUGUCAAAGGUGGCAAAACUUACGACAAGGACCAUGUGGUGAUUAUGCCGGAGAAUGAUGAGAGGCCAAGCCAACAGUGGGAGAUAGAGCUGCUGUAACCUGCUUUAAGAACCUUGUGUUUCUCUUCGCUAAGCUUUCCUCAGCAGUGCAUCAAUAUUGCUCCUCUGUACAACUCCACAAUAUCCCAUAAAUAGCCUGGGAGGCUCUGCCACUGCCUUUGUUUUCCAAACUCCAUGAUCCAUGAAACCAGUAAGAACAUUGCGACAGUAAAAAAGCAAUGAAGCACUGAAACGCUGCACCAGACAGUUUAGUGCUUUGCAGAGUUUUGUGUUUUUGUUAGUUUGCACUGUCAUGAAAAAUAUUAAAACAUUUUAAGUUGAAUAAUAAUUUUCUGUAUGCGAGGACUCCAAAUAUAAAGUGCCUUCUCCUGCUGCAGUGUCUGAGUUGAAAAGCCGGAAUAAAUGUAUUUUAUGAGGAUGUGCUGAACUACUGUGCACAGACCCAGCAAGGACGGAACCAUUCAUGUGCAUCCAGAGAGAGAAGGAAUGGUUCGACCUAUUCCUUGUCUUUGACAUUUAUGGGAUUGUUAUCACUUUUAAACUAGAAUCCUCCUGUGUGUAUGAUUACAGACUCAAGCAAAUUCCUUGACUGUAGACAGUUGAGGCUUUUAAAUCUUUGUUUACAGCGAAGCAAAUCGAGUUUCCAUCUCUAGACAUUGUUUUCCUGCAGUGAACAGCAAGUGGUGUACAGAUAGUGGACAAAUGAAGCCAAACGAAUGCAUAGUGUUCUAGGAACGUAUGCUAUGUUUAAAAAAUAUGAAUUUUAUUGUAUGUACUGUAUGUAUCAAUGUUUGUUUUGUGGAACAUGUUGCACUUGUGCUUACAGUAUAUCACAUUGAAUUGCGCAGUGCAAUGAAAUGUCCAGUUACCCUGUCAUUUGUUAUUAUUUUGUUGAAAUUGUUACAUGGAAAUAUAUGUUGUCUGCAUCAGCUGUAUGUUAAUAUUUGAUACGAAAGAUGUGAUGUCAGAUGUUAUGUAAAAGGGAGUGGUUUUGAAAUGUUGAAUAAAAAGAAAACAUUGAUAAAUAA
This is a messenger RNA of Cottoperca gobio, 5820 nucleotides long. RefSeq names its product beta/gamma crystallin domain-containing protein 1-like. Bases 131 to 4831 code for a protein of 1566 amino acids. The transcript has 21 exons. Gene Ontology annotation, molecular function: structural constituent of eye lens. Lineage: Eukaryota; Metazoa; Chordata; Actinopteri; Perciformes; Bovichtidae. The record is from RefSeq and is a predicted model, not a curated record. Gene Ontology annotation, biological process: lens development in camera-type eye; visual perception.